Sceloporus undulatus (fence lizard) is the source of this 1582-nucleotide messenger RNA. RefSeq names its product carboxypeptidase M (gene CPM). The transcript has 9 exons. Gene Ontology annotation, cellular component: cell surface. Gene Ontology annotation, biological process: proteolysis. NCBI's taxonomy places the organism in Eukaryota, Metazoa, Chordata, Lepidosauria, Squamata, Phrynosomatidae. The record is from RefSeq and is a predicted model, not a curated record. Gene Ontology annotation, molecular function: zinc ion binding; metallocarboxypeptidase activity. Bases 70 to 1482 code for a protein of 470 amino acids.
CGCGCCUCUCCUGCUAGUCCUCCUCUUAGACUCUGUUGCUGCUGCUGCAGCUGCUGCUGCUUCUGCAAAAUGGCAAUGAGCCGAAGGAGUGGGAAGACUGCUGCCAGUCGGAGGUGGUCUCCAGGGGGCUUGGCCUCUGCUUCUGGGGCGAUGGUCAGACUCGGCUUGGUGCUUCUGCUGUUCCCUUGGGCCAGCAGUGGGUUGGACUUCAGCUACCACCACACAGAGGAGAUGGAAACCUUCCUGAAAGACAUACACAAGAACUUCUCUUCCACCACUCACUUAUACAGCAUUGGCAAGUCAUUACAAGGUAGAGACCUGUGGGUUCUUGCUCUGGGAAGGUUUCCAACCCAACAUAAGAUUGGCAUACCAGAGUUCAAGUAUGUUGCUAAUAUGCAUGGGGAUGAGGCAGUUGGACGUGAGCUGCUGCUCCAUUUGAUAGAGUUUUUGGUGACAAGUGACCAGCAUGAUCCAGUAAUUACAAAACUCAUUGACAGCACCAGGAUACACAUCCUACCUUCAAUGAACCCUGAUGGAUUUGAAGCAGCAAUAGUGCUUGCCUGUUUCCCCCCAUAUGGCAGGUACAAUGCUAAUAUGGAAGACCUGAAUAGGAACUUUCCUGAUGUCUUCGAUAGGAAUAAUGCCACCAUCCAGCCAGAGACUCGAGCAGUGAUGAACUGGAUAAAAAAUGAGAUGUUUGUCCUCUCUGCUAAUCUGCAUGGUGGUUCACUGGUAGCAAGUUAUCCAUUUGAUAAUGGUGAUUCAGUUACAAUUACUUCGCAAGGCAUUAGUAAAACUCUGGAUGAUGAUGUUUUUGUGCACCUUGCAAAAACAUAUGCAAGCAACCAUGCUACAAUGCAUCAAGGGUAUCCAUGUCUCAGUGGAGACAACUUUCCACAUGGCAUUACAAAUGGAUAUGCUUGGUACAGGCUGAUAGGUGGGAUGCAGGAUUAUAACUAUAUCUGGGGUCAGUGCUUCGAAAUUACAUUAGAAGUAUCAUGUUGUCAGUAUCCACCAGAGAAUGAUCUCCCAUCUUUCUGGAAUGACAAUAAAGUUGCUUUGAUUGAAUACAUUAAGCAAGUUCAUCUUGGAGUAAAAGGUCGUGUUCUGGAUAAGAAUGGAAAACCUAUUCCAGGCGUGAUAGUGGAGGCUACAGGAAGACAGCACAUAUGUCCUUACAGAACCAGAAGAAAUGGAGAGUACUAUUUGCUGCUGCUGCCUGGGACCUAUACACUUAAUGCAACAAUACCUGGAUCUACUUCAUUGCAGCACGAAGUGUAUGUACCAAAUGGCACAGCAAACUUCAGUGCCCUGAAACAUGACUUUAUUUUCCCCAGUGAAAGCCCUAGCAGAGUGGAACCUGCUCCAUGCCCUGAUGUGCCACUUUAUCCUCCAGAUUCCCAUAAAAGCACCUCAACCAUGCUGAAACCUUCUAUUAACUUCUUGAUUUUAAUUAAUACUUUAUAUCUAGCAUUCAGGUAACUUAUUAAUGUGUGUGGUUUUGGAAGUACUUUAACAAAAAUGGUUUAUAUUUGAACAUAUAAGACAUAAAAAUGAGCUGCAUUCUUGACAAUCAAUAAAU